Fomitopsis serialis is the source of this 519-nucleotide messenger RNA. RefSeq lists its product as uncharacterized. NCBI's taxonomy places the organism in Eukaryota, Fungi, Basidiomycota, Agaricomycetes, Polyporales, Fomitopsidaceae. The record is from RefSeq and is a predicted model, not a curated record. Gene Ontology annotation, biological process: iron-sulfur cluster assembly. Gene Ontology annotation, molecular function: 2 iron, 2 sulfur cluster binding. Gene Ontology annotation, cellular component: mitochondrion; cytoplasm. Bases 1 to 519 code for a protein of 172 amino acids. The transcript has 4 exons.
AUGUCCACCUUCUCGCGACGACCCGCCGACUACAACAUCCUCCGACCGCAACAUCCGUCCAAGCUGCUGGGACAGACACCCCCUGCGAAGGCGAACGAGCCGUCGACAAACGCGGCGUCGCCGCAAGUAGCAACGCGCCCGCCGCCCGCUCCGAAGGCCGAGCGGCGCAAGCCCACUAUCACACCGGCCGAAGCUGUCCGGCUCUGCGCACUGCUCAAGGCGCCCACACCCCAGCUCAUACAGAUAUGCGUGCGGAACAAGGGCUGCGCAGGGCUCUCGUACCACCUCGAGUACCUCGCCAAGCCCGGCAAGUUCGACGAGGUGGUCGAGCAGGACGGCGUGAACGUCCGCAUCCUCAUCGACAGCAAGGCGCUCUUCUCCAUCAUCGGAAGGGAGAUGGACUGGUACGAGGACGCACCCAGCGCGAAGUUCGUGUUCAAGAACCAGAACAUCAAGGACCCUUGCGGGUGCGGAGAGUCGUUCAGCGUCGGCUCGUGUGCGGCGCGAGGUGUACGCUGA